Messenger RNA from Camellia sinensis, 1402 nucleotides. NCBI's taxonomy places the organism in Eukaryota, Viridiplantae, Streptophyta, Magnoliopsida, Ericales, Theaceae. The record is from RefSeq and is a predicted model, not a curated record.
AUCCCAACAGCAUACCAUUAAAGUCUUUGUAUCCUCAAACUUGCUUUAGUUUUUUAACAAUGGAGGUGUUUUUGUCAACCCGAUCAGAUGUUCAAUCCUUGCCUGAUUGCUAUGUACUCCCACCAGAUAAAAGACCCAAACAACAUGAUGCUCCCGUUGGCCAAGCCAUUCCAGUCAUUGAUAUUCAAAACAUUGUCGAUCCUGAUGAUCGCGCUGAGAUUGUUCAGCAAAUUGUAAAAGCAUGCCAGGAAUUCGGUUUGUUUCAGGUGGUGAACCAUGGAGUUCCAGGAAAGUUAAUGGAUGAUGCGAUGAGUGUGUUAAUUGAUUUUUUCACCAAGACACCUGCAGAAUACAAAGCACAGUUCAUCACAGAUGCCAGGGAUAAGAGUUGUGUUCUGUACACAAGCAAUUUGAUAUAUGAUGAUCACGAAGAUGGUAUUCGUUAUUGGAGGGACUGUUUUAUCCAUCACUGUUAUCCACUAGAGGAUCACAUCAAGAAUUGGCCUGAAGACCCACCCAAAUAUCAAGAAGUUAUCGGGCCAUAUUCUGUUGAAGUGAGGAAGUUUCUGCUGACUAUUUUGGAUUUAUUAUGUGAAGGACUAGGAUUAGAACCAGGGUAUUUUGCAGGGGAUCAUAGCAAAACACAGCUAUUGUCAGUGAAUCACCACAUUCCAUGCCCAGACCCAAGUUUGACCUUGGGACAUGCUGAACACUCUGACCCCAACCUCAUCGCCGCUCUUCAUCAGUGUGAUGUGCCUGGACUUCAAACCUGCAAGGAUGGCCAAUGGAUCGGUGUCCAGCCCAUUCCUCAUGCAUUUGUUAUCAUCCCUGGUGUUCAAUUCAAGCCGAUCAGUAAUGGUAUGUUUUCAAGUCCAAGACACAGAGUGGUGGCAAAUACAAAAAAGCAUCGCACCACACUUGGUUCUUUUCUUGUUCCGACUGAUGACUCACUAACGGAACCCUCAAAAGCUUUGAUUAACGAAUCGAAUCCUCAACGCUACAAACCUUUCACCAUGGGAGAAUUUAUGGCGGGUUGGAGAGGACGACUUGAAGAAGAUGUUGGACUGCAACCUUUUGUGAUCGAGUAAUUUAUAACUCCUAUCCAAUAUAUCUAUGUAUUAAUGUGUGAGGGAAAAAUAAAUACAUGCAUGAAUGCAUGCAUGCAUGCUCUGGCACAAUUAAUGGGUGCAGCCAAACUUGGUUUGAUAUGUAUUAUAUUCAUGUAAAAUAGGGUGUGGGAAAAUAUGUACUAGUACUUGUGAUGGAGGGCGGUAAUGUAUGCUUUUUGUUGUUGUUGUUAUUGUUUGUUGUUUCAAAAAUGUUCUGGCAAUCAAUGGCCUUUUUGGUUUGAUUAAAGGCAAUCAAUGGACAACCUAGCUAAGCUUGCUAGCAAGGUCAUGUA